Urocitellus parryii (Arctic ground squirrel) is the source of this 675-nucleotide messenger RNA. RefSeq names its product WAP four-disulfide core domain 3 (gene Wfdc3). Lineage: Eukaryota; Metazoa; Chordata; Mammalia; Rodentia; Sciuridae. Gene Ontology annotation, biological process: antibacterial humoral response; innate immune response. Gene Ontology annotation, cellular component: extracellular region. Gene Ontology annotation, molecular function: serine-type endopeptidase inhibitor activity. The record is from RefSeq and is a predicted model, not a curated record.
AUGAUAAGCUACCUCUUUCUUCUGAAGGCGCUUCUAGCUUUUGGGUUCCUGGCAUCCUGGGUAACAGCAGAAGAGCAUGUGAAAGAGGGAGAAUGCCCUCCUGAUGAGAACCCGUGUAAAGAGCUGUGCCAGGAUGAUGAGUCAUGUCCUCCUGGGCAGAAGUGCUGCAGCACGGGCUGUGGUCAGGUCUGCCGAGAAUACUUUCCUAUAGGGAUGAAAAGAAUCUGUCCCAGGAUUGUUCGGAAACGAUCCUGUUUUAAAAGUUGCACCACCGAUGACACAUGUCCAGGUGUAAAGAAGUGCUGUACGUUUGGCUGCAGCACAGCCUGUGUGGCCCCAGUCUCUCAUUUCAAGCUGGGGUCUGAYGGUGAAUGUCCCGAGGACCCCCUUCCCUGUGAGGAGCAGUGUGACGGGGAUGCGGCCUGUCCUCUGGGGCACAAAUGCUGCAGCACCGGCUGUGGCCACACCUGCCGUGGAGACAUCAAGGGAGGGCGGGCUGGGAAUUGUCCCACCUUUCUGGUAGGCCUGUGUAUCGUGGAAUGCAUGAUGGAYGAGAACUGUCAAGCUGGGAAGAAGUGCUGCAAGUCAGGAUGCGGCCGUUUCUGUGUCCCACCGGUCCCGCUACCCCAAAGGUCCUUGAACUUCAACAGGACCCUCAGGUCUGAUGUGAAUUAG